Messenger RNA from Cryptotermes secundus, 2184 nucleotides. RefSeq lists its product as uncharacterized. Gene Ontology annotation, molecular function: nucleotide binding; oxidoreductase activity. Lineage: Eukaryota; Metazoa; Arthropoda; Insecta; Blattodea; Kalotermitidae. Gene Ontology annotation, biological process: NADPH regeneration. The record is from RefSeq and is a predicted model, not a curated record. The transcript has 12 exons. Gene Ontology annotation, cellular component: cytoplasm. The coding region runs from base 157 to 1986 and encodes 609 amino acids.
AUACGUUGACCACUAGAGGCGCCAACAUCGAUAACAACAUUAUUAACUCACGUGGGAAUGUCACGCAGGUGAAAAUCUUUUAUUUGGAAUAUUUGUGCUGGAGCCGGAUUGUUGCUGGCUCAUCUGUGGUUGCCGUUACCUGCUCAGUGCUGGAAGAUGUGCCGCGGAGUUCGCAUUGCCGCAGUCAGCUGUUCUCUCCUGCUCGUCAUGAUGGCGGCAUCUGCAGCAGGGGACGACGUGUGGAAACAGGAGGUGGGAUCCCAGAUGGAGAUCGGCGUAUCAAACUCAGGGUACCGCAGGGUGCAGCUGAGGUGCGGGGCGGACUACAUGCAGGUCGACGUGGAGACCGACCAGGAAUUCGGCGGAGUCAUAUACACACGGGGUAGCUACCACAACAGGAAGCCACCGUGCUUCCUGGACCCACGAGCCGGCCGCAGCUUCUCUCUCAAGUUCCCUCUAUCACAGUGCCAAACAAAGCUCGACAGCGAGGUUUACUCUAAUGUUGUGGUGGUUCAACACGACGACGAGCUCAUCAUGCCCGGUGAUGCCGCCUUCACCCUGGAGUGCGACUUCAGCCGUCCCAGGGACAUCACUGUCAGUGCGGAUCUGGAGACCGGACGGCCCGCAGUGAGUUCCCGGAUUAGCAUCACUGAUCCCGAUCCUGCGGGAAAGGAACUGCCACGUCACAGACGGUCCACAGUCUCCAGCGAAUCAGAAGCCGUCUCCUUCAGUCCUGAUGACGUCAGACCGAGAAAAAGGAGAACUGAGCCGAGCUGUGCUGUCUUGCGAGGCGUCUGUCUGUUUCAAGCUGUCGCCAUGGCUACUCUGAAGUUCAAGGAUCCUUCACCUUAUGUCAAGGGUCCGCAAGGGGCGCCACCAGUCGACUACUUGUAUGCCAGGUACUUGGAAAAUAUAAAAAUGACAUCCAAGGAAGGAAAUUCACAAGGAAAGAUCCAAAUGGCCCUGUUUGGAGCUGGAAGGGCAGGGUCAAUCCACCUGAGUAGCAUGACGCAGAACCCACGCGUAACAGUGAGGUACGUGGUGGAUGAUGACCAGAGCAAGUGGAUUGCCAUCAAGAGUUACUGGCAUCUCGACAACUCAGAGUUCCUGCUCAGCAAGGACUCGAAUCGGGUGUUUCAGGACGCAGGAGUGCAGGCUGUGGUGGUGGCGUCACCAACAGUGUGCCACGAAGAGACCAUCCGGGGUGCCCUGCUCAGUGGGAAGCACAUCUUCUGCGAGAAGCCGGUAGCGCAAGACAGCGAGAGCGCCGAACGCUGUUACCAGUUAGCGGCCCGCUGCGGAAAGACUCUCUUCUGCGCCUUCAACAGGAGAUUCGAUCCAGCGUACUCGCUCCUCAAGGAGCGGGUGAGGCAAGGUGAGGUCGGGCACGUCCAGACCAUCAAGGUGUGCAGCAGAGACUCGCCGCUACCCACUAUCGCCUACCUACGCACGUCAGGUGGAAUCUUCCACGACUGCGCAGUCCACGACAUUGACAUCAUGUGCUGGGUUCUGGGGGAAUACCCGCAUCGUGUCACUGCUCAUGAGUACGCCCACACUCCAGAGAUAGCAGCUAUAGGCGACCAUGACACCGUGGCCGUGGUCCUCAGCUUUCCGAGUGGCACCCUCGGCAUGAUAGACCUCAGCAGGAACUCCACGUAUGGCUACGACCAGCGGCUCGAGGUGUUCGGGCCGCGUGGGAUGCUGACGUGCAACAACGAGCGCCCCAUGUGUGGGAUGGAAAGCCACAUAGGCCUGAGGGGACGCUUGGCGGAGCCCAUCUACUUCUCCUUCUCAUCUCGCUACCAGCUCGCAUACGUAAACGAGAUGGAACACUUCCUCGACGUCAUUCAAGGAAAGGAUAUGCUGAAGGUGCUGGGACAUGAGACACUGGCCGUUAGUAAAAUUGCCUCAGCCUGCGAGGAGUCAGCGAGAUUGGGGCAGUCUGUAGAACUAACAUGGAAAGCCGAAGAUCUGCCCCCGAAGUGAAAGAGAUAAAUGAUGGACAUUAAGAUAGCGAAAUCUAGUCAGAAGUAUUCCAUAUUCUUGCGAUCAAUUGCUACCAUUUCACACUACCGGAAAUUCUGUAUUCAAAAUUUACAACCCCUUACAUGGAGGCUCUGUAAGGUGGAAAUGUUAUAAUGUUGAGUUCUGUAAGUUAAAGUAAAUAAAUUAUAAAUUUCUAUA